Eublepharis macularius is the source of this 2474-nucleotide messenger RNA. RefSeq names its product relaxin family peptide receptor 1 (gene RXFP1). The transcript is spliced from 16 exons. Gene Ontology annotation, cellular component: membrane. Gene Ontology annotation, biological process: G protein-coupled receptor signaling pathway. The record is from RefSeq and is a predicted model, not a curated record. Bases 123 to 2081 code for a protein of 652 amino acids. Gene Ontology annotation, molecular function: G protein-coupled receptor activity; protein binding. NCBI's taxonomy places the organism in Eukaryota, Metazoa, Chordata, Lepidosauria, Squamata, Eublepharidae.
CUCAGUUUCUCCACUGCAAUGGGGAAGAUGACUGUGGGAAUCAAGCAGAUGAAGAAAACUGUGAUGAUAACAGUGGAUGGUCUCAGCAACUAGAUAAAUAUUUUGCAAUCUACAAUGAAAGGAUGCCCCAAUACGCCUUUGAAGUGAGCACCUAUGAAUGCUUGGUUGAUUCUGUGCCAACAGAAUGUUUGUGCCGAGGGCUAGAGGUUGACUGUGAUGGUGCCAAUUUGAGCACAAUCCCUUUGGUCUCUUCAAAUAUCAUUAUGAUGUCCCUGAAAAGGAAUCUUCUGAGAAAACUUGCUGACAACAGUUUCAAGAAAUAUCAAAAUCUGAAAAAAUUGUAUCUUCAAGAUAAUAAAAUAAGUGUUGUGUCAGGACAUGCUUUCAAAGGACUCUACAAUCUAUCAAAGCUAUACCUAAGUCACAACAACAUAACCUACCUAAAACCCCGUGUCUUUGAAGAUCUACAUAAACUUGAAUGGCUCAUAAUUGAAAACAAUAAGAUCAAAUGCAUCUCUCCACUAACCUUUUAUGGGCUCAGCUCACUUAUUCUCUUAGUUUUGAUGAAUAAUGCCCUUGCACAGUUGCCUGAUAAACAUCUUUGUCAACAUAUGCCAAGGUUACACUGGCUUGUUUUGAGAAGAAACGAAAUCAGCUCUCUAAAUGAAAAUAGCUUCUCUAAUCUUCACAGAUUAGCUGAAUUAGACUUGGCAAACAACCAGAUUGAAUCAUUUCCUCCAUACCUGUUUAAGGACCUGAAAGAACUUUCACAACUGAAUCUUUCAUGCAAUCCAGUACAGAAUAUACAAGCAGAUCAGUUUGACUAUCUUGCAAAACUCAAUUCUCUUAGCCUGGAAGGUAUUGAAAUUACAACUAUUCAGAGAAGAAUGUUCAAUCCACUUAGAAACCUCUCCCAUAUAUAUUUUAAAAAAUUCCAGUAUUGUGGCUAUGCCCCUCAUGUACGCAGCUGUAAACCGAACACUGAUGGAAUCUCUUCCUUUGAGAACUUGUUGGCCAGCAUUCUACAGAGAGUUUUUGUCUGGGUUGUGUCUGCUGUCACUUGCUUUGGAAACAUCUUUGUCAUCUGCAUGAGGCCUUAUAUUCGAUCAGAGAACAAACUCCACGCCAUGUCGAUAAUGUCCCUCUGCUGUGCAGACUGCCUUAUGGGAAUAUACUUAUUUGUCAUUGGAGCCUUUGACCUGAAGUAUCGUGGGGAAUACAAUAGACAUGCUCAGUUAUGGAUGGACAGUAUUCAGUGCCAGCUGGUGGGAUCUUUGGCCAUUUUGUCCACAGAAGUGUCGGUUUUAUUAUUAACCUAUCUAACUUUGGAAAAAUACAUCUUCAUCGUUUACCCCUUUAGAUGCUUGAAGCGAGGAAGAUACAGGACAAUUUCCAUUUUGUUUCUCAUCUGGGUGGUAGGGUUUGUGGUUGCUUUUAUUCCAGUAAGCAAUAAGGACUUUUUCCAAAACUACUAUGGAACUAAUGGUGUCUGUUUCCCUCUUCACUCUGAGCAAUCAGAAACCACAGGAGGUCAAAUUUAUUCUGUUGUAAUUUUUCUAGGUGUUAACUUGGUAGCAUUCAUCAUCAUCGUGUUCUCCUAUGGAAGCAUGUUUUACAGCGUUCAUCAAACAGCCAUUACUGCCACUGAAAUCCGGAAUCAUGUGAAAAAAGAGAUGUCUCUUGCCAAACGGUUUUUCUUCAUCGUAUUUACUAAUGCACUGUGUUGGAUCCCCAUAUUUAUACUGAAAUUGCUAUCCUUACUUCAAGUAGAAAUUCCAGGCUCCAUAACUUCCUGGGUAGUGAUAUUUAUAUUACCAAUCAACAGCGCCUUGAACCCUCUUCUCUAUACACUGACCACUAGGCCUUUCAAGGAAAUGAUUAAUCAGGUUUGGCACAAUUACAAGCAAAGAAGAUCCUCAGGAAGCAAGAACAGCCAGAAAACGUAUGGGGCCUCAUUCAUUUGGGUAGAAAUGUGGCCUGUACAAGAGAGCUUACCUGAGUUAACAAAACCUGCUCUUUAUACGGACUUUUCAGAAGGAUCUAUUACGACACAUACAUCAACAUGCAGUCCAUACAUAUGAAGCAAAUGCAUGUGGUUCACUCUGACUUUCUUUGCACAUUCAGCAUCAUUUUCUUGGAGCGAUUGCCACUUAGAGAGCGAAGCAACAAACACCCUUUUACAAAUUGUGGAAUGAACUCUUAAGCAGAACAAAAAACACUGACUUAUCACUGUAUAUCUCUAUGAACAACUAUUGGGAGUACUAGCCAUAAACGUGGGGAAGGGGUGAUUAAAGAUGAUAGCGUCUGAUGAUUUGAGGGUGAGCAUUUGCACCAGUCUAAGAAUUGUUUUGUAUUUUGACCAAUUUUUAAUUUGCAAGCUUUAUGAUAAUAGAAGAUUGGAGUGUACGAACCAGUGUUAUCCCUAAGCCUUUGGCAGUAUUUUUCUGAAAUGUUUGCUUUGUGGCUGAAAUAUA